AUGAUCACCCUGAUGGUCACGGUAGGGCAGGCCCCCAAAUGCCGAACCAUCCCUGUCAAUUUCGUGGUGGUCAAGCAGCAAUCCUCAUACAACGUGUUCCUGGGUCGGCCAGCUCUGAACGCCCUCCGGACUAUUCCGUCUACCCUCCAUCUCAGUGUGAAGUUCCCCACCCCAGGAGGGAUAGCCGAGGUGCACGGUGACCCAGAGGUGGCCAGAGCUUUCUACUUGGCCACGCUCCGCUGGCCGGAGAAGGUGGUCGUCCAGACGACCUGUUUGGAGCCCUACAUCCCGGGGGACGAGACCCAGCAGGUGAGUACGCAGGACGAAAUUGAGGAAUUCCCCUUGAGGGAGGAACGACCCGACCAGGUCCUCCGCAUCGGGGCAUUGCUGCCAGCCGAGGAGAAGGAAGGCUUGAAGGCCCUGUUGAGGGAGACCGCCCCGGACCUAGGGGAGACCUUGUUCCUAUACCUGUCUGCCUGCAACGAGGCCGUCAGCGCGGUCUUGGUGCGGGAGGACGGGGGGGCUCAGAGGCCGGUGUAUUACGUCAGCCGCGCUCUACAAGGGCCAGAGACGAGGUACACGCCGGCGGAGAAGCUGGUCCCGGCCUUGGUGCACGCUGCUCGCAAGCUCCGCCCCUACUUCCAAGCUCACAGCAUUGCAGUCCUGACCGACCAGCCCUUGCGUCAGAUACUCACCAAGCCCGAGGUCUCGGGCAGGAUGAUCAAGUGGGCCGUGGAGCUGGCCGAGCACGACAUUAGCUAUCAACCUCGUACAACUAUCAAGGCUCAGGCCUUGGCCGACUUCCUCGCUGAUGGGGCCGGCUUGACCCUGACCGAGCUAGACUCCCCGAGCAAGGAUGUACGGCCAAAGAAGCCUUGGGUGCUGUUCGUAGACGGUGCCUCCAGUAAGGAAGGAAGCGGAGCAGGUCUGCUGCUCAUCUCGCCAACCGGGGAAGAACUGACCUACGCCCUCCGAUUGGACUUCCCCGCGUCCAACAACGAGGCCGAGUACGAGGCCCUGCUCGCAGGGUUGCGGAUAGCCCACCAAAUGGGGAUCUCCGCGAUCCAAGUUAGGAGCGACUCCCAACUCGUCGUCCUUCAAGUCCUCGGGGAGUACGAGGCCAAGGAGGAAGUCAUGAAGAAAUAUUUGGCCAAGGUGCGAGAGGCGGUAGCCCUAUUCGAUACUUUUCAAAUCGAGCGGGUGCCAAGGUCGCAAAACAAACGUGCAGACGCCCUAUCAAAGCUGGCCUCUUCUUCAUUUGCACACCUGAGUAAGGAGGUUCUGGUAGAGGUGGUAAAACAGAAAAGUAUCCACCAGGUCCAGGUUCUAGCUAUAGACAGCUCGGCCACCUGGAUGGCACCCCUCAUAGACUUCCUCAGCUCAGGAGCCCUCCCAGAGAACAAAACCGAGGCCCGCCGGAUCCAGCUCAGAACUGCCAAGUACGCCUACGCUGGGAGAACCCUCUACAGGAGGUCGUACUUAUCUCCCUGGCUAAAGUGCGUGACGCCCGAUGAAGGUAACUAUGUCCUCCGCGAAGUGCAUGAAGGGAUAUGUGCGGCACAUGUGGGGUCCCGAGUGCUGGCCAAAAAAUGCCUUCUCCUAGGUUACUAUUGGCCCUCCGUCUUCCGAGACGCCGCAGAGCUGGUGCAGAAAUGCCGAGCUUGCCAGGUUCAUGCCUCAUUGCGCCACCAGCCAGCUCGGGAAAUGAUUCCCAUCCACAGUCCCUGGCCUUUCGCCUAA
Molecule: messenger RNA, 1740 nt
Organism: Coffea arabica (coffee)
Lineage: Eukaryota; Viridiplantae; Streptophyta; Magnoliopsida; Gentianales; Rubiaceae
Molecular function (GO): RNA-DNA hybrid ribonuclease activity; nucleic acid binding
Source: RefSeq, a predicted model, not a curated record